Messenger RNA from Trichosporon asahii var. asahii CBS 2479, 813 nucleotides. Its product is annotated as oligosaccharide transporter. Gene Ontology annotation, biological process: glycolipid translocation; dolichol-linked oligosaccharide biosynthetic process. Bases 1 to 813 code for a protein of 270 amino acids. The transcript has a single exon. Gene Ontology annotation, cellular component: endoplasmic reticulum membrane. NCBI's taxonomy places the organism in Eukaryota, Fungi, Basidiomycota, Tremellomycetes, Trichosporonales, Trichosporonaceae. The record is from RefSeq and is a predicted model, not a curated record.
AUGUCCGACAAGUCCGGCAACCCCGGCAAGUCCGGGAGCGACGCUGGUCUGUCGAGCGCACUGCGCGCCGGCCGCGCCCUGAUCCUCCUCCAGCUCCUGAGCCGGCUGCUCACCUUUGCUCUCAACCAAGGCCUCGUGCGCCUAGCCUCUCCGGCCGUGUUUGGAACGGCGUCGAUCCAGUUCGACCUAAUCGCGGCCACGGUGCUCUUUCUUUCGAGAGAAGGUGUCCGCAAUGCGCUCCUCCGCGGCGGGACGUCUAACGGUGGCGGGCGACUUGCGCAGAUACCCCAGCAGCUCGGUCUUGCUGUUGCUGCGGCAACGGUCGGACUGUACCUUUACACGUCGCCCGUAAGCACGAAGGCGCAGAAGGACUUCUACCCCGCUCUCGCUCUCUAUGUUAUGGCUGCGCUGAACGAGCUCGCCAUCGAGCCGUUCUACAUCGCCUGCAUGCGUGACGGACGUAUGCGCGUCCGCGUCCAGGCCGAGGGUGGAAUGGCCAUUGUGCGCGCCGUCGUAUCUUUUGCGUGCCUGUACCUCUUCCCCGAUCACGCUCUCCUUGGUUUCGCCGUGGGACACUUUGCCGGCGCGGCAUGGCUUGCCGCGCGCUACAUUUCAGCUGGCGGUGCGCUGCAGGGUGACAGCGGGGACGAGAAGAUUCGCAGCCUCGCUUGGGCCAAUACACGGCAGAGUGUCGUCAAGCAUGUCCUGACUGAGGCGGACCGGAUUGCCGUUGGGCGCAUCUCGCCGCUAGGCGACCAGGGUGGCUACGCCGUUGCGAUGAAUUACGGUAUGCUACAGACAUGGCAUGGCUGA